This is a messenger RNA of Symbiodinium sp. CCMP2592, 3579 nucleotides long. The record is from the annotation of a GenBank genome assembly. Lineage: Eukaryota; Dinophyceae; Suessiales; Symbiodiniaceae.
AUGACCACCGAGCUGAGCCGAUUCAUUCUUUGGCUUGGCUAUCCAGCGAUCAGACUGAGGUCAGACAAUGAGAACAGUGUGGUUGCGGUGGUCGAUGCCGUUCGCAAAGUCCUGAGAAACUUAGGAGUGGAGGUGCACAAAGAUUCGGUGCCGAUUGAUGCUCAUCAGGCCAACGGUCCAGUGGAGCAAUCGCUCCAGUCUGUGAGGCAACUUGCGUGUACUUUGAUGUCGCAGCUAGAAGUUGGCCUCGGCGCCGAGUCAGGCAAGGUUCUGUUCGACACGAACCCCCCAAUGUGGCAGUGGGCUGUGUGCCAUGCUGCAUGGAUCAAGUCAAGAUUCGCUGUGACUCAGGGUUCUACGCCCUAUGAGCGAUUGACGGGAAGUUUGUACCGUAGCAAGGUAUGCAAGUUCGGUGAAGCAGUGAUGGCGUACCUGAAACAAUCCCCGAAGGCAGCUCCCAAGUGGCAGAAAGCAGUAUGGCUAGGCAAAACAGUUGCCAACGAUGUGAACAUUCUCGGCGUUCCCGGCGGUGUGUUCGUGUCUCGCUCGGUGAGGCGGUUCAGUGACUGCUGGGAUCAAAACCUUUCAGCAGAGAUCGAUACGAAUGUUUGGCAACAUGGCUUAGCAAGCUUAGGAGGAACCUUGGUUUUGAACAACAAGAAGCUUACCCCUGCAGUCCAGCCGGCAAUCCCGUUACCGGUUGAGGCGGGGAAACCAGAUGUGGUUGAGGAGGUGCCAAGGUCCCCUUCGCAAGUUGCUGCAAGUGAUCCUGUGUCGAGUUCGCCAUCCGGAUCGAUGUCCGUGGAUUUUCCUGAAGGUGUGCCUGAUCUUCAAGUACCAGCACCUGCUGGGAAUGCAACCGAGGCAGCUCAGACAAUGCAACAUGGUGAUCAGGGUGAUGUGUCCAUGCCUUCAGUUCCAGAAACAGUGCAGCUCAGUGAAAAUCCCAAACCUUCGAAGCAGCCUAGACUUCAAACGAGCAGUAUCUCCAUGAUCUCCCCGACGGGGGUCAGCACAUCCUUUGAUGAGGUGAACUUGGUUGUGCCGUGUGAAGAGCUUCCUUGCACUGUUGAGAUUCGCAAAGUGACCUACGCGCAUGAAGAUGAGAGUGUCGAGCUAGUUUUUGAUCAGGACGCUAUCGAUGAUAUGGAGAGCUAUGACUACAACGAUUAUCAUGAUGACCAGGUCGGUGACACAGGCGACUUGGAUCCAAGAUUGUGCCGUCCGCGGGUGUCAGAUGAAGAACCAGAGUGCGCAGAAGAAGAGAUGAGAGAUUUAGAUGCGAUUGCGGAUCAAAUCGAGAUCACUCGGUUGAAGAGUAUGACGGUGUUGCAAGAUCCAGCCGGAAUGGAUUUGACAGAAGCGGUGCACCUGACAACCAAAAUGGUCAGGACAUGGAGACACAAGGAAGUAGGGAAUCCAGCGGUGCCAGUGUGGUAUCGACGGAGUCGGUAUGUAGCACGUGAGUUUGCUUGGCUGUCGGAGAGGACCGACUUGUUCAGCCCUGCGAGCUCCAGCCUAUGCAAUCGUCUACUGCCCAUUCUCUACAUGCACCACAAAGCUAGGGACGAUGAUGCGAACAUUCCCAAGUUGACGCUGUUCGCCGUUGACAUCGGCGACGCAUUUCUCACCGUUCCGCAGGUGCGACCGACCUAUGUGACCUAUGUUCACCCCGAUGGAUCCAAAGAGAUCUUCUCCUUAGGGUUCGUUCUUCCGGGACCAAGAUCAGGGUCGAGUGAUUGGUAUGAUGAUUUCAUGAAGUUCCUCAAGGGCAACCUGGGUGUCGUCGAGUGUGCAGCGCAUCCUUCACUUGUCAAGUCCACAGAUCCCGAGAGCAGGUUUGCCAUGGUUUGCAAGCGGAAGUUUGUGCACGGGGUGUUCAUCCCGACUUUGAAGAAGAAGUACAAGGUGACAGCGCACGUCAUUGAGAACAUUGGGGAUUCCAUCGAUUUCCUCAAGAGAAAGCAUACUUUGAUCAACAACGAUCAGCUUUUGCUAACCCCGAGCCCAAAGCACUUCGACAAGCUGUUUGACCUUUUGUGUGUGAGUGAGAAUACCUCGUGCAAGAAGUGCCCCUACAUGCCACAGUUGGACGAGAUCGAUAACAGUCCUGAGUUGAAGAGCGGCGAGGCAACAACGUUCAGGAGCGGAAUUGAUUGUUGCUUUACCUGUCAGUUGAUCUCCCGGAAUGCCAGUGCGCUAUUCGUGCUCUCGCUUCGAGGAUGGCACGGCCAACAGCACUUGGCAAAGUACCUCAUCGGUGGGAGGUACAACGGUUUGAUGAUUGUGAAGACUGAUCCCGGUGAAGGGUUGAUGGGUCCAAGGAACGAUGCAGGAGAUCAGUCGAUUAUCCUCGAGAGCUUCAGCGAUUCGAACUGGGCCGCUUGUAAAGGAUCUAGAAAGAGCGUUUGCGCAAGCGUCAUUUGUGUCGCUGGCAACAUGUUGUUCAGCUCAUCGAGAACGCAGCGAGUGGUGGCACUUUCGUCAGGGGAGGCGGAACUUCUUUCGUCCGCAAGCAGCAUAUGUGAUGCACUUCUGAUCCGUGAGCUCCUUGAGUUCAUGGACUUCGGCAGGGUGAAGAUCUUUCACCACAUCGAUGCCAGCGCAGCUAAGGCGAUGCUGGAACGUUCCGGAGUGGGAAAAGUUCGGCAUCUUUCUUGCCGAAUCUUAUGGUGCCAACAAUUGAUUAAAUCCGGCGAGGUUGCCCUGCUGAAGAUCAGUACUACAUUCAAUCCGAGCGACCUUGGAACGAAGGGACUGAGCCGGGCAAGAACACUCAUGUUGAUGUGCAUUUUGCGUGUGUGGGAUGAGAUGUGUGAGUGCUUCGUUGGUGCCCAAGAGCUUCGAGAGGAGAGAGAGAAACAGAGUUUCAAGCAGAGCAUGAAAGUGAUUCGCAACAUUCGUGUGCCGAUCAUGAUCUCAAAGAGUGCUUUGCGUGCAAUGGUUUCGGCCAGUUUGAUUUCGGGUGCAAGCGCCUUGGGCUUUGGCGGCGGGUUUGAGAUGUUCGCGAUGCUGUAUGCCCUGUUGUUUGAAGAGUUCCCGAUGAUGACGCUCAUGAUGCUCUACCUCUUCACGUUGGCGGUGAUCGGGACGAUCUUGUGCAUGCGUCCUCAGUCGACUGUGAUUGUGAAGGGCUUUGAUAAAUCUUUGUGCAGCGGCGAACGCGCCAUUGACAUUUCAAGCCGAACGAGUUCGAAAGAUUCAGCUUCCAGCUCAGUCACCGGUGAGGAAGUGAUGAUCAAACAGAGGCGCAACCGCAAGGUCAAAGAGCCAGUGAACCCAGUAUGGAUUGCGGGGGAGUAUGGGAAGAAGUAUCACAUGAUUGGGUGUGGCAAGUUGAAUGGUUCCUUGGACCUUGGAGGUAGUUCGUCGGCGUGGCCGCUGACCCAUCGGGACGAGCUGGCCUGGCGGGAGGAUGAGUGGGAGCGCCGGACUAUGCGUCGAGUGCACGCGGAGGGCCAUCUGGACGGCGCCGACGUUAUCUACCGCGAGCUGCAGAGCCAAGGCAUCCGCUUCCCGGACGCGGACUUGAUCUGGGACAUGUGGUGGGAGCGGCGGCUUCCGGCUGGCCCCCGGUAG